This is a messenger RNA of Seminavis robusta, 600 nucleotides long. The record is from the annotation of a GenBank genome assembly. NCBI's taxonomy places the organism in Eukaryota, Bacillariophyta, Bacillariophyceae, Naviculales, Naviculaceae.
UUCCCUCCUAGUUCUGGUGGCUCUGGUGGCUCUGAUGGUCCUGGUGGGCCUGGUGGCCCUGGUGCUGGCCCUGGUACUGCCAACUCCCCUCUGGAAACCAAUGUUCCAACCAUGGAAAGUUCUGCACUGCUUGGCACCGAGAUGCCCACUGUUACUCCUCCAGGUUGCAAUGGCACACCACAUGAGACUCUUUGGAACCUGACCACCCCAACUGAUGCAGGCUGGAGUGAUGGAGACACCUUUUGUGAGGACCUACUUGGGGUCGCUUGCUUUGAAGGAGAUGGGUUCCAAACCUUCAAUAGCUUCCAGGGAUUGACGUCUCAAUGGUUCCAAGCGGAAGCGACCAGUGGUUCUCGCUGCCUCAGCGAUAUCACGCAUCGUGUAACCUUGGAAGUGCCGGAAGAGGUCAACUAUGACUUGAAGGUGUAUAAAGGAACGCAGGAGAACUUGUAUGAUUCCUCAACUCAUGCUGGAGGAAUGGUGGAUGAUGUUACCAUUUCUUCGAGGAAUGUUGGAUAUUCCUACUUUGUGCUUGUUGAAUUCGUAGGAGGGACAUCCUGUCAACCAUGGACUCUUACAUUCGAGCACUUCUCGUGCUAA